AUGCCGCCUCUCAAGAAACGCAAACUAAGCCAUGGCGAGUCCUCUGACGACGAGUCCGUCGUCUCAGCAGUCCACUCCGAAGCCAGCGAUGGUGGCGACGAGGUGCCAACGACAGAACCGUCAAAACCAAAGACAUUUAAAGAGCUAGGAAUCAUAGAGUCUCUGUGUGAGGCCUGCGAAUCACUCAAUUACAAGACACCUACGCCCAUCCAAGCCGAAGCGAUCCCGCUGGCCUUACAAGGACGAGAUCUUAUCGGGCUGGCAGAGACCGGCAGCGGCAAGACGGCAGCGUUUGUGCUUCCAAUCUUACAGGCUCUCAUGGAUAAGCCGCAGCAGCUGCAUUCACUCAUCUUGGCACCUACGAGAGAACUGGCAUACCAGAUCAACGAUGCGGUGGUUGCGUUGGGCUCGGUGAUUGCAGUUCGCUGUGCUGUUCUGGUUGGUGGAAUGGAUAUGAUUCAACAAGCGAUCGCCUUGGGCAAGAAACCGCAUGUUGUUGUUGCAACGCCUGGGCGGCUACUGGAUCAUCUCGAGAACACAAAAGGUUUCUCUCUGCGCCAACUCAAGUAUCUGGUCAUGGACGAGGCCGAUCGACUACUGGACCUGGACUUCGGCCCCAUCCUGGACAAGAUCCUGAAGAUCCUCCCAAGAGAAGGAAGAAAGACAUAUCUUUUCUCGGCCACCAUGUCGAGCAAAGUCGAGUCCUUGCAACGAGCAUCGUUGUCAAACCCCUUGCGGGUGGCCGUCUCUCAGGACAAAUACCAGACGGUGUCAACACUGAUACAAUCAUACCUGUUCAUCCCGCACAAGCAUAAAGAUCUGUAUCUCAUCCAUGUCUUGAACGAGUAUGCUGGCCAGACGGGCAUCAUCUUCACACGAACGGUCAACGAGGCGCAACGCAUAUCCAUCCUUCUGCGGACGCUCGGCUUCUCGGCAAUUCCUAUUCACGGCCAAUUGUCCCAGCAAGCUCGACUGGCGGCGCUGAACAAAUUUCGCGCAAAGUCUCGCAAUAUUUUGGUUGCUUCUGACGUGGCGUCACGGGGCCUGGAUAUUCCUUCAGUCGACCUCGUGAUCAAUUAUGAUCUCCCCCACGACAGCAAGACGUAUAUCCAUCGGGUUGGGCGUACGGCGCGAGCGGGCAAAAGUGGCAAGGCUAUUUCUUUUGUCACGCAGUAUGACGUGGAGUUGUGGAUGAGGAUUGAAGGAGCGCUGGGCAAGAAGUUGAACGAGCAUGAGACGGUCAAGGAGGAGGUUAUGGUGCUGGCUGAGAGAGUCGGCGACGCGCAGCGGGCAGCCGUCCUGGAGAUGAAGGAACUACAUGAGAACCGAGGCAAGAAGGGGGCGACGCUGAGGCACAAGCGGACUGUGAAGGGCGGCGGGAAGAGAGGGCGAGACGACAUGGACCAGGACGAAGGGUAG
Molecule: messenger RNA, 1419 nt
Organism: Cladophialophora yegresii CBS 114405
Lineage: Eukaryota; Fungi; Ascomycota; Eurotiomycetes; Chaetothyriales; Herpotrichiellaceae
Product: ATP-dependent rRNA helicase RRP3
Exons: 1
Coding region: 1-1419 (472 amino acids)
Molecular function (GO): ATP binding; nucleic acid binding; RNA helicase activity
Source: RefSeq, a predicted model, not a curated record